GUUUUUCUUUUUAUAGUGACGUGUCGUGCCGCAUAAAAGAAAAUAUAAUGAAAAAUCCAAUAAUUUUAAUAUUUGCCUUUAUUGUUGCUGCAAAAGCACAGGGAAAUACGCUCGUACUACUAGACAAUCAAGUAAUUAAAGAAACUCAUUCAAUUUUCUUCAAAUCCUUGCAAGAUAGAGGCUACACCCUAACAUUCAAAAUCGCAGAUGACUCUUCCCUAGUUCUCUCAAAAUACGGCGAAUAUUUAUACGAAAACCUCAUCAUCUUUGCACCAUCUGUAAUCGAAUUCGGUGGCAAUUUAAAUGUAGACACCAUCACCCAAUUUAUCGAUAACGGUGGCAACGUUUUGGUUGCUGGAAGCGAAAGUACCGGAGACAUACUCAGAGAGUUGGCAUCUGAAGUUGGCUUUGAAGUAGAUGAGGAAGGUGCUUUUGUCAUUGACCACUUAAAUUAUGAUUCAUCUGACGAAGGACAACACACAAAAUUGGUUGUUUCUUCUGAAAAUCUCAUAGAUGCUCCUGUUAUAGUUGGAAUUAAAAAAAAUAUUGCACCAAUUCUGUAUCAAGGAACUGGAAUUUUGGCUGAUUCUGAAAACCCUCUUGUUUUGCCAUUGUUAACUGCAGACAGUACUGCUUAUAGCUACCAACCAGAUCAAGCCAUUAAAGAGUAUCCUCAUGCCAUAGGCAAAGACACUGUCCUUAUUGCUGGAUUACAAGCAAGAAACAAUGCCAGAAUUGUAUUCAGUGGAUCUCUGUCCUUCUUUUCUGAUGAAUAUUUCACUAGUCCAGUAGAAAAAGUUUCAGGCGAUUUAAAAUCAGCAAAAUCUGGCAAUGAAGAUGUUGCAGUUGCUAUCAGCCAAUGGGUAUUCAAAGAACAUGGUAGACUGAGAGUUAAAGCUGUACAACACCAUAAAGCUGGCGAAAAUGCACCUCCACAUGACUACACCAUAAUGGACGAUGUUGUGUACAAAAUUGGAAUUGAAAUCUACGAUAAUGGCAAGUGGAAGCCUUUUUCAGCCAAUGAUGUUCAGUUGGAGUUUGUGAGAAUCGAUCCAUUUGUUCGUACCACAUUAAAAAGCAACGCCAAUGGAGUUUAUGAGGCUAAAUUCAAAAUACCAGACGUUUAUGGUGUUUAUCAGUUCAAGGUGGAUUAUGAUAGAGUUGGAUUUACUAGACUUUAUAGUACUACACAGGUAUCAGUGAGGCCGCUACAACAUACCCAAUAUGAAAGGUUCAUUGACAGUGCUUAUCCUUAUUACACAAGUGCUUUCUCAAUGAUGUUGGGAUUGUUUGUGUUUUCCAUUGUGUUUUUGCACAUGAAGGAUGAUGAGAAAAAGUCAAAGAAUGAAUAAAUAAGACUGUGUUUUUUUCAUAAUAUGUAGAUUGUUCAUUAAUAAGAUAAUUUGAAAUGUUAAUAAAAUUGUUUCAAAGUUUUCU
Molecule: messenger RNA, 1437 nt
Organism: Ceutorhynchus assimilis (cabbage seed weevil)
Lineage: Eukaryota; Metazoa; Arthropoda; Insecta; Coleoptera; Curculionidae
Source: the annotation of a GenBank genome assembly